This is a messenger RNA of Thalassophryne amazonica, 2794 nucleotides long. Its product is annotated as zinc finger protein 23-like. The transcript has 5 exons. Bases 509 to 1840 code for a protein of 443 amino acids. The record is from RefSeq and is a predicted model, not a curated record. Lineage: Eukaryota; Metazoa; Chordata; Actinopteri; Batrachoidiformes; Batrachoididae.
GUUGUGCACCAUGAAAGCUCUUUUUGGAACAACAGAAUUUAUGCAUAGAUCAGAUUAAAGUUCACUUUAUAAACCGCUAAUAUGUUCAUUAAAGAGUUCCAGACCUAUACAAGCCGACAAUAAAGCGGAAGAAGAAGAAAAAGGUGAAGUUAGUGCAAAAACGCCCAGUAGCGGCUAGCUGCUGCUAAUGAGAAGAGUAAAAAGAAAUUAGUGGCUCAGAAGAGAAGAAAAGAUUCAAAGUACUGGAUCUUUUCAAGCCCAACGUUCGCUGAUACAGAGCAGUGAUGACACCUGAUCUUAUAACUGACACCUGGUGCAUAUUGGUCACUUGAUUCCAGGGAAAGCAAUACAAGAUUCAUCACGGGGCUUCAUUUCCAACUGCACUCUGUACUCGACACAAGCUUCUGUGUCUUGACACCAAAGGAUCCGACACUACCCAGUGCAGUUCUGUAGUGUGGCGGAUGCAGCAACAAACACCAUCACAUUCCCAGACCUGAGUUGAAUAAACAUGCAGCAGCUGUUGGUGAGUAAAGAGGUUCUCAGUGAGCAGCAGGAAUGGAAUCAGAGUCUGGACCACAACGGCUCAGAGCCAUCAAAGAUUAAAGAAGAACAGGAGGAACACUGGAGUGAAGAUGAAGAAAAAUCACAGUCAUCACAGUUUCAUCAAGGAAUACUAAAAACAGAAGGUAAUGCAGAGGGCUCUGGAGGAUCACAACCAGCCAGCAACUCAGAUUUACAGCCAGAUACGGAUGAUAUGCGGCAGUUGUUGCUGAUUAAAGAAGAAAUUCUCCAUGAACAGCAGGAGUGGAAUCUGAGUGUUGGCCAGGAGGACAUUAAAGAGGAACAAGAGGAACUCUGGAUAAGUCAGCAGGGACAGCAAAUUCAUCAGCUGGAGGAGGGUGAUGAUAUGAAGUUUCCUUUCACUGCUGUCUUUGUGAAAAUUGAAAAUGAUGAAAAGCCACAGUCAUCACAAACUUAUCAAAACAGUAAUGAGAGCAUAGAGUAUGAGCCUGUUGCCAGCAGCUCAACUGUACACCGAACACUGACCACACAAGCUGAUGGAGAGGACAGUGGAGGACCACAAUCAGCCAGCAACUCUGGCCCAUAUAGACCUUUACAACCAAAGACCAGUGGUAGGAGUUCAGACAGUUCUGAAACUGAGACUGAUGACAGUUGUGAAUGGAAACAGAUCAGAGACUUUGAUUCAGGUUUUAACUCCCAGACAAAUAAUGUUAAGAGUGGGUGCAACAUUAUGGAGAAAUUUAAUUCCUCUGAGUGUGGUAAAGCAGGUUGUCACACGAACUAUUCAAAACACACAAGAAUGCAAGCAAGUGAAAAACCAUUUAGCUGUUCUGAGUGUGGUAAAGGAUUUGGACAAAAGGGUGAUCUGAUCAGGCACAUGAGAAUUCAUACAGGAGAGAAACCAUUUGGCUGUUCUGUGUGUGGUAGAGGAUUUGGACUUAGGGAUUAUCUGAUCAGACACAUGAGAAUGCAUACCGGAGAGAAACCAUUUGCGUGUUUUGUGUGUGAUAAAAGAUUUAGCGAGAAGGGUCAUCUGAACACACACAUAAGAAUUCAUACGGGAGAGAAACCAUUUGGAUGUUCUGUGUGUGGUAGAGGAUUUGGACACAAGGGUGACUUGAUGAGACACAUGAGAACGCAUACAGGAGAGAAACCAUUUGAGUGUUCUGAGUGUGGUACAAAAUUUGGACACAAGAGUCAUUUAAUGAGACACAUGAGAAUUCAUACAGGAGAGAAACCAUUUGCGUGUUCUGAGUGUGAUAAAAGAUUUGGACGAAAGGGCCAUCUGGUCAGACACAUGAGAAUUCAUACAGGAUAGGGUGUGGGUUAGGAGUUCCUACUGGACACUUGCCUCGAGUGUCCUCGGUCCCACUGUGAAGAGGGUUUGCGGGAGAUCUCUGUAUGAGGACGUUUCAAUGAAAACCAACCCCAGCUAAAAAUUCCACAAAACAAAUAUAAAAAAGUCGAAAAAUGAUAAAUUGUACUGGCCGGAUGUCUCACAGGAUAAAAAGGUCCCCAAAUCAUGCCUAGGCACCAGGGUGUGUGAGGAAAGCUGCGGGGAAUGAUCUCUCCUGCAGGAGUACUCAAAUGGAUAAUCCACCAGAUCAGCACAGUUCUGAUCCUGGACUCCAGCAGCAACAGCCUCAAAGGGCCAAAAGAAAUUUCCGAAACUUCACCACUGUAAAUUGGACCAUUUUUUUUAGAGGAGAAGAAAAUGAUGUUCUACUGCUUCGCUUACUCAAGGCAUGAGAAGUGAGGCAGGAGGUAAAAGGCAGUAUUUGAGGAGCAGAUAAAAGAAGCGGAUUUACUGAUAGGCUUACCGAUAGGCUUAUUUAAUAAAAUAAAGAUAGCCUAGAAAGACACAAUUAAUGAUCACCAGUUGCUGGAGGAAGGGAAACACCUUGUGUUUGGAAGGAGUCAGUGAAAGAGGGAGGAAGACUUGGUGCUGCUGUGGGCAAUCGAAUAUGCCAAAGUGAAAUACAUCAACCAGAGAGAAAUGUAGUGAAUGGCAAAGGAUAUCCCACCACUGCCAAAGUAAGAAAGACAUACCAAAAGGGUGACUCACCACCUAAAGACACAACUUUGCCACACAAAAACACUUUAGUGAUGCCGAACUACAAGCGAUAGAAGAUGAGGUUGAGCAAAUGGUCAGGGAUGGCUUAUGUCCUCAUGCAGCCAACCCAUUGCACCUUCUAGAAAUGCCUCUCCUCACACACAUAUCCAGCAAAGAACAUCAGAACAAGUCAGCCUCUCAUGCAAAAGUAGAAGUAGG